Molecule: messenger RNA, 849 nt
Organism: Plasmopara halstedii
Lineage: Eukaryota; Oomycota; Peronosporomycetes; Peronosporales; Peronosporaceae
Product: elongation of very long chain fatty acids
Exons: 4
Coding region: 1-849 (282 amino acids)
Biological process (GO): very long-chain fatty acid biosynthetic process; fatty acid elongation, saturated fatty acid; sphingolipid biosynthetic process
Cellular component (GO): endoplasmic reticulum membrane
Molecular function (GO): fatty acid elongase activity
Source: RefSeq, a predicted model, not a curated record
AUGUCUUUUCAACGUGUACCCAAGCUGCAUGACGAAGUGUCGGCGCUUCGUUGGUUAUUUCCGUCCCAGUACGAGCGCGAUUGGUUCAUUACUUGGGAGCCAAAUUUCUGCAAGGAGUCACUACCCAUGGCUGUCAUGCUUUGUGUUGUGUACUGUGCCAUGUGCUUUCUCGGACGUCGCAUCAUGCGUGAUAUUAAACCAUUCGAUCUCAAAGUUCCGCUGGCCCUCUGGAAUCUCGGGCUGGCCACUUUUAGCGCUAUCGGUGCAAGCCGGACAGUACCAUUUCUGAUUAACACAGUUUACCGCCGCGGUGUUUACCAUUCAGUAUGCGCACCACCGACUCCACACUAUGGCCACGGCCCUGUGGCGCUAUGGGUGAUGCUUUUCAUCUUCUCCAAGGUUCCUGAGCUCCUAGAUACUGCUUUUAUUGUCUUGCGGAAGAAGCCGCUCAUUUUUCUGCAUUGGUACCAUCACGUGACUGUGUUGCUCUUUUGCUGGCAUGCCUUUGGCACACGCUCGGCUAGUGGUAUCUAUUUCGUGGCCAUGAACUACUCGGUGCAUGCUAUCAUGUAUUUUUACUAUUUUCUCACGGCAUGCGGCUACCGACCGCGUUGGGCGCGGCUUGUGACAAUUUUCCAGCUGAGUCAGAUGGGCAUUGGCGUUGCUGUGUGCGGUCUUAACGUCUACUACAUGAAGCAGGGAGUCGCAUGCAGUGUGGACCCCGAGAAUCUCAAGUGGGCCAUCAUCAUGUACUCGAGCUACUUUGCGCUUUUUCUUAAAUUCUUCAUUGAGCGCUACUUGUUCAGUACUAAAAAGCCAGCUACCAUAGUAGCGAAAAAGACUCAAUAA